Messenger RNA from Lactuca saligna, 675 nucleotides. Lineage: Eukaryota; Viridiplantae; Streptophyta; Magnoliopsida; Asterales; Asteraceae. The record is from the annotation of a GenBank genome assembly.
AUGGAAGUUGGAACACAUCUUUUAGGUUGUUUAUCUACAGUGGCAUCAUCAGAACCAGAAUCACCAUCUUUUUCAUCCAAUUCACCAUCACUACUUAAAGGUGAAGCUUGCCUACCAGGUGUUCGAUCAAAUGCAUCAUUAUGGCACCGAUUUUCGAAAUUACAGGUUUUAGAAACGGAAAGAAUAAACAAGGAUGUAGAUCCAUUGAAAUCCGUUAACAGAUGCAACUUGGAGCCUACUUUGCUGACCGGCGUUCUCUCCAAUGAUUUUCGUGAAUCAACGGAGGAUCACGGCGGACUGAUUUUACAACGUCGGGCUCGUGCAGACGUCUUCUUGUCGUCUUCGGACUUGGUGUUGCCUUAUUCUACGCCAAACAUUAAGGGAUACAAUAAAGAAGCGAAGGUAGUGGUGAAUGUAACAGUUGAAGGAAGCUCAGGACCAAUUCGAGCAAUGGUGAAAUUGGGUUCAAGUGUGGAGGAAACAAUGAAGAUGGUGAAGAAACAGUAUGAUUCAGAAGGCAGAAGCCCUCAAAUUGAUCAACACUCCAUUUCAAGCUUUGAACUUCACCCUUCUCAUUUCAGUCUUCAAAGUUUAGAUAAGUCAAAGAUGAUUGGAGAUGUUGGUAGCAGGAGUUUUUACAUGCAUAAAUGUAAGGAAGACAAUUCCUUCACUUGA